This is a messenger RNA of Chara braunii, 1729 nucleotides long. Lineage: Eukaryota; Viridiplantae; Streptophyta; Charophyceae; Charales; Characeae. The record is from the annotation of a GenBank genome assembly.
CGGACCGUUGUUCAUUCACCUCUUCCGGCGGGUCUCUGCGCGGGAGGACGUGCAACGUAUCACACAGCUCGUGGAUGAGCAGUUUAGGCCAGGCGAGACCUUCGUGGCAAAAUGCCUCCGAUUGCGUGUCUGCUGGGUUGUGGGCAGGGGCCACUUCCGCGGCACCAAACAUCCUGGUCGCAUACUCCUCCAUUUUGUCCAGGAAUUCAUUAACCACGAGGACUAUUGCGGCCCCAACAUCCAUCCAGUCUAUAGCCGACACGUUAACAUACUUUUCAACAGUCGCCAAGACACAGGGGCUGUACAUAAGUAUAGUUUUCGCCUCCCCCCAGUGUUUGUUGUUGAGCCUAUCCGCAGGUUUGUCUUCCGCCAACGAGAAGAUCUUGACCAAAGUCCACUCCGUGAGGAAUUUUAAUUUCUACUUAACCUCGUCAUUGGUGGCCAGCGGAGGGGGCGGGGGGGCGGGCUGUCUCUGCAUAGUUCAGGCGGCGCUGGUACUGCCACCUGGAUGUCCAUGUCUGUCGGCAGCUGCUGAUGAUAGGCUUCAGCCCCCUCUGCGGCCGAGAUGUCCAUAUCUUGAGCAUGGCCGUCUUCAAUGCGAAGACUUCUACCUAUCGUACAGCUCUGCAGCUGCUGCUCCGGGGCCAGCGGCAUGUGUUCUUGCAGUACGGCUUGCUGCUGCCAAAAUGCCUGCAGCUGUUCCUGUUGCUGGUGUAGAACUUGUUGUUGUUGACAACACAGCUGUUGUUGCCACUGCAAGUGCAUGUGUUGGAGGAGCUGUUGUUGUUGUAUCAUCCGCUGUUGGUGCUGCUGUUGAUGGUACUGCGCGAGUUGGGUUUGCAACAGAAUGUGGUACUGCUCUUCGUACUCUCUCUGUCGCAUGGCCUGUUGUUGCUGGAGCUGGUGGGCCUGUUGUGCUGUUUGGUGCAGCACUUGGAUUUGCGCUUGGUGCAAGCAUUGCUGCUGUUGCAGUUGGGCUUGCUCCUGCCGUGCCAGCUGUUGUUGCUCAUUUUGCCAUGCUUGAUGUUGCUGCUCAAAGUGCAGCGUGUGUAACUGCUGUUGGUCAAGAAGGGGCACUUCCAAUUGUAGUUGUUGGGCACCCUGUUGUCGCGGCAGUUGGCGUGAUUGGUGAGCGCCAUCGCCCAACUGUUGUGCAUCAGUCAUGCAGUGGUCCCCGAGAGGCUCCCGGGACGACGGUAGUUGUUGUCGUUGCUGUUGCUGCGACUAUUGGGAGGUGGCACCCAGUUGCUGUGUAUCCUCCUUGCUUUUGUCUGCGAGAGCCUGCUGUGUACGGCUGUGACUGUAGUCGGGGUGGGGGCCGGACGAGUGGCACUGCUGUCGGGCAUGGUUUUGUGAUUGGUGUUCCAGGGGGGCGGUCAGGAUCUGUUGCUGGGGCAUGUGCAAAUGCUCCUUGUCCCACUGCAGCUCCCCCACUUCCGGUCGAAGGUGUAUUAGAUCAGGGGGCUCUGGUUGGAUAGACCCCUGGGGGAGCUGCAGUUGCUGAUCCACUCCGUCCGUCGAUAGGUGCUGUUGCAGGUGGGCGGUUGGAUGAGUAGCCCCUUUCGGUCGGGCACACUCCAGGGUGUGUUGUUGCUUUAUCACGGGUACGAUCAAUUGUUGGGGGGCCGGUUUAGGAGUGGCAACGGUCAGUUGUGCGACAGGUAUGAACUUCUUCUCCCCUGUGAUCUGACAGACCACUUCUAAUACGCGAGACGGCGUUCCCGAGAUC